CGAACUAUCUCGAACAGCUGGAUCAACGAGUUCCGCUGUCCCUUCGCGUCCCGUUACCGGAGAAGCCAAGGCGAAUCCGAAAGCUGAUCUCGAUCGCGAUCUCCGUCCCUGGGUUUUGCAGUCCGAUCUCGUCGAUCGUCGAAGAAGUUCGUCCGGUCUCGCAGAUUUUCUGCCACUUUCCCUUUUGUUUUCUCGCUCGGUUGAUUCUCUUUUGUUCCUGUAGUUUAUCUGUUGGAGUUGUUUUGGUGGAUUAUCCGCUGCAGUCGCUUGUCUUAUUGCUUCUGUUUAGUGAUUUUGUUAGUCUAGGGUUGCUCAAUUUCAUGUGUUGCUUUCCCUUUAGUGGAAAGAGAUGUUUUGUUCUGUGAUGAGCGAUUGGUGGUGGUUUUUUGGACGAUCACAGCGUAGAUCAAAUGGUCGUAGCAAUUUGGUGUAGGUUGCGAUUUUAUUGGAGAAUCUAAUGAUGGCAAUUUUUGUUUGGUUGUCUUGUUCAUACUGAAUCAUGCCUCUGUUCGUAGUUGUCAUUUUCUGCCUUUAUUCCAGUAGUUAUUUGAUUGUUUACCGAAAUGCUUGGUUUAGUGAAAGGAUAUAGCUAGGAAAUUUUAGCAGUCCGUGGGUGGAUUAUUUAGAUUAUUUGUUUUCUGGUUCAUAAAACUCUGCUAUCUCGCACUUCAUUCCUUUUCUCUCUCUCUCUCUCUCUCUCUUCCAAUUUCUUCUUUAAAUGCAUUUGCUAUUAUGACUAUCCUUUUUCUUCGUCCUCGAUUAAUACAUCUACUAUCUGUAUUUUCGUUAAUCUUACGAUUAUCUCUUUAGAGUAAGCAAGAAUUUCUGUUUCACAAUUACAGGCCACUUAAGAAUGAGGAUAGUAGCAUCGAUAUAGGUCUACAUAUUAUUUAACACUGAAGUAAGAUUGCGUAAUUGGUCUCAAUCGUGUGAUGUGCAAUGGGAAAGUAGGUGAGCUCACCUGUCCCUUGUGUAGGGAAUACACAAAAUCAAAAAUCAUGUUCCUGUGCCAUGGUUAUCCUAAAUCAUAUGUUAAUUUUGUGGUGGGUAUUGCCUAUUUGAACCACAUUUGGAGAAUCUGAUUGAAAAUUUCCGCACACUGUUGUUUUUUUCCCAUUGAUUUUAUCCUUUGGAGGGACUAACAAGUCUUUCAUCCACAUGGUGAUGGAUUUUGUUGAUUACCUGAUGUGCAUCUCUUCUGGCUGGUGAAACGAACCAAGUUCAGUAAGCUUCAUGCAGGUUUAUCCAUUGAAACUGUUGGUGAACAGGAUAUACAUGAGUAUUGUGCUCAAUUAGAUAUGAUUAGGUAGAUGUUCGUGGUCAACUAUCUGCAAAUGGGUAGUUGGCACAGGUAAGAGAGUAGAGAAGAGCAUACUGAAGUUGUGUGGAAAAAAUUAUUAACAAGAAACAACAAUGGUUGGACAAAGAUCAACCUAUAUAUGUUGGAUUUUCAGAAAUCAGAGAAACACUGUUGAUGCAGCUCGAUGCACGUCAAGAAACAGAGGGAGGUUAUCUUGCUGGUCUGCAUUUUGUUCGAUUUGGUUAUUACACUACUUCGAAUACAAAGGAUUAGUUUGUGUCACCUUUCCAAGCUGGAGUAAGAAUAAUUUGCUGCAGUAUAUGCACUAAUAUAUGGAGUUCUAAAUCAUGUCCUGAUACUCUUGGACUUAUGCUGAUUGGAGCUGUUCAACAUAAUUCUAUGAUAGAUGAUAUGAAACAGUGUACAGCUAUGUGGAAGAUACCUUCAGUCUUGCACAAUUAUCCUCGUUUCAUGGGCUACCAACUACUCGCUAUGGGUGAAAAUGGUUUGCUAAACAUUCUUGUAUUUGCAGGUGCAUCAGCUCUGGUAGCAAAUCUUCAAUAUAUGGGGGAUUUAGCUGACCUUUGUGGAUCUUCCAUCUUGGAGCCAAAAACGUCAGUAUACCGAGAUAAUGAGAGUGAGAAUUUGAUUGAAUGCCCAAUCUCAUCUGAUAAAAGCUGUUAUAGAGCUGAAGAAAGAUUAGUUGCUUCUGACCUUUCUGCCAAGGAUAGACUUGACAAUAGUCUUAUGAUGUAUGGAUGCCCACAUUAUCGACGAAGAUGUCGUAUUCGCGCACCAUGUUGUAAUAAGAUUUUUGAUUGCCGACAUUGCCACAAUGAGGCAAUGAAUUCAAUAGAUGUUGAAAGAAGAUUUAGACACGACCUUCCACGUCAAGAAGUUAAAGAAGUUAUAUGUUCACUGUGUGGCACUGAGCAAGAGGUUCAACAAGUUUGCAUUAGUUGUGGCGUUUGUAUGGGUAAAUACUUCUGUGGAAUUUGCAAGCUGUUCGAUGAUGAAAUCUCAAAGCAACAAUACCACUGUGGUGGUUGUGGAAUUUGCAGGAUUGGUGGACGGGAGAAUUUUUUCCAUUGUUAUAAAUGUGGUUGCUGCUACUCAAUUGUGUUAAAGAAUAGUCAUCCAUGUGUGGAAGGAGCAAUGCAUCAUGAUUGCCCUGUAUGUUUUGAGUAUUUGUUCGAGUCUAGAAAUGAUGUGAGUGUUCUGAUGUGUGGUCACACUAUCCAUGUACAAUGUUUGAAGGAAAUGCAGCAACAUUUACAGUAUGCAUGUCCUCUCUGCUCCAAGUCUGUAUGCGACAUGUCAAAAGUGUGGGAAAUUAUGGACAGGGAGAUAGCAGCCACUCCGAUGCCUGCAAUCUACCAUGAUAAGAAGGUUCGCAUCUUGUGCAAUGACUGUGGAGCGGCCUCAGCGGUUCAGUAUCAUGUAGUAGGACAAAAAUGCCUCAAGUGCAAAUCUUACAAUACUCGUCAAACUUAAAAAAUUGAUCUAAGAAAACAUCUGUGCUGCCUUUAUCUCAAGCGCAAAAUCCUCAAGUCUUUGGUGAUCUUCUUAAUGGCUUCAUCGUUGUUCGUUUCAACUUUGUUUCAUGCUCUCAUUGAUGUCCUAGUUCGAUUGUAUUAGCAGUUCAUUUCUUGCAAGCUUCGCUUCGUUAUCUCA
Messenger RNA from Zingiber officinale, 2974 nucleotides. Its product is annotated as probable E3 ubiquitin-protein ligase RZFP34. The record is from RefSeq and is a predicted model, not a curated record. NCBI's taxonomy places the organism in Eukaryota, Viridiplantae, Streptophyta, Magnoliopsida, Zingiberales, Zingiberaceae. Gene Ontology annotation, cellular component: nucleus. Gene Ontology annotation, biological process: ubiquitin-dependent protein catabolic process; protein ubiquitination. The transcript has 12 exons. The coding region runs from base 1670 to 2794 and encodes 374 amino acids. Gene Ontology annotation, molecular function: ubiquitin protein ligase activity; zinc ion binding.